This is a messenger RNA of Oncorhynchus keta (chum salmon), 3659 nucleotides long. RefSeq names its product cell surface glycoprotein CD200 receptor 1-A-like. The transcript is spliced from 7 exons. The record is from RefSeq and is a predicted model, not a curated record. Gene Ontology annotation, biological process: regulation of neuroinflammatory response. The coding region runs from base 396 to 1331 and encodes 311 amino acids. Gene Ontology annotation, molecular function: signaling receptor activity. Lineage: Eukaryota; Metazoa; Chordata; Actinopteri; Salmoniformes; Salmonidae.
GUGUGGGAGAAUGAGAGCGAGAGAUGUACAGAGGAAGUAGGGGAAGAGAGAGGUAGGGAUUAUUUAGUUUAUUUCGGGGCUUGUUACAGUAACAUCAGCAGUCAAAUGUGUAGAUCAGGACGGAGACAGAGAGCAGAUAUCAACUCAGAUUUAGAGAUUGUAGGAAAGAGAAGAGAGCAUUGAGACAGUUUAAACAGUACAGUUAUAACACAUUGAGACAAGAAGAGACAGAAUGGAACAAUAAUACAGCCAGUUUUAGGGUUCAGGGAUAACGGUAUCGUGUCCAAGGGGGAGUUUAGGAUUUUGUUUUUUUGGGGGGGGGACAGGUGGAACGAGCAGCAGUGUCUUGAGGAGUACAUGAGUAUUGUCAGGAGCCAUAUAGAACAACCAGAGAGAUGGGGAAGACAUGGAUUAUAGGAGUCAUCUCUCUCCUGGCUGUUUCUGCAACCUGGAGCUUAGAAACAGGAUAUAACCACAACAUUUCUGUGAUCUCUCACACUUCCCCUUUCCUCACCUCCACUGUGCCUCUGGGCCUACAACACGGAGUCAUUGCUGCCAGGAGUGAACAUUUCCACCUGGGGAAUAAUGCCAUCUUAAAGUGCAGCAAUAAGACUUGGAGUGAGAUGAUCUACACCAUCUGGAAAAUACAACUGGGUGGAAUAAAGUGUCAAAUAUCAUCUAGUAAUGAUAACCAAAAUCUGAACACAUGCAAUGAUGGAAAAGCAAUGCUCAACACAUCCAGGGGUGAAUCCUUCCUGCAGAUUCCAGGGUUCUCAAAGAGAGAUGAAGGAAUCUACCACUGUGAGUCGGUGUACAAAGCAGGAAGCUACGCCUCAAACAUUGAUGUAUCACUAAUAGCCCCUCCCAAUGUGUUUGCCUGGCUAGAGUGGGAGGGCAGUAGGCAGGUGGCUGUGUGUUUGGCUGAAGGGGGGAAACCAGCUGCCUCCAUCUCCUGGAGUGAAAACUGGAACUCUACUUCAACCACCACAUUGAACCUAGAUGGCUUCAACAAAGUAGAGAGUCGAUUGGUCCUGCCUGAGGGGAUCGCUACGGGCAACCUGACUUGUGCUGUCAUACAUCCCUCCUGGGAAGAGGUGCAUAUGGUGACACCAGGAAUCGUCAUACCCUGGAGAUUAGUCAUAAUCUCCGUGGGAACUAUAAGCUUCAUCAUGGCUAUUCUGGGGUGUUUAUACUUCACACGAAAACACCCCUGCAGAAUUAGCCCCAAGGCUCCUCAGUCACAGGACUAUGUGGAGGAAGUAGAACCCUACGCCAGCUAUAUACAAAGUGCCAAUUUAAUCUACAACUCCUCUGCAGAACUGUUCACAUAACACACACACCUCUGCACGCCACGCUGCGAACUUUGAGGUUGAAGAAAAUGAUCCAGUAAACAGGGGAAUGAUGGAGGACAUGACACAGGGCUUCUGUUACAAAAGGAAAACCUCACAGAUCUGAUCACUCCUGACUGACGUGAGAAAAUGGCAAAAAACAUACAUUUCUACAACCGAAGAGAUGUGGGCAGAUGAGGGAUGAUCUUUCCAGUUUAGCAUUUUCACAAUUUGCACAAUGAGAACUAUGACUUGCUGUGUAGUCAGCACAACUGUAUACCACUGCUCUCAUAACACACGUUUGACUGUUCCCACACUCCUGCCAUCUGCAAAUCAUGGGGAAGAGUGCAAUUUUGAUUUUAAUCAAAAUCUCAAUUUAUAUAAUACUGAUGUGUAAUUACAGUGUUUUUGUUGAGUUUAUAUUUAUGAUUGAAUUUAAAUAUCAAGUUUGUUAUAUAAUAAAAACAGAUUCGUUACAUUUGAAACCUACAUCCAGAGUUAAUGGGGAAAGGAUUUGAAGCACACACAACAUUCUCUGUGGUUACAUUCAUGAGACAAGAGUUUGACUCUGAGAACUAAGAUAACAACUAAACUUUUGAAUUUAAUCAAUUGCUUUUGAGUCGGAAAACGUGUGUUUGCAGUGGUGGAAGUACUCAAAUGUAUUAAAACUAAAUAGUAAAACUAAAGAAACCUUAAAUAGAAAACGACUCAAGUAAAAGUGAAAGCCACCCAGUAAAAUACCACUUGAGUAAAAGUCUAAAAGAAUUUGGUUUUAAAUAGACUUAAGUAUCAAAAAUAGAAGUAAAAGUAUUAAUAAUUUCAAAUUGCUUAUAUUAUGCAAACCAGAGACACACGCCAACAAUCAGACAUUCAUUUACAAACAAAACAUUUUUGUUUAGCGAGUCCGCUAGAUCAGAGGCAGUAGGGUGUCAGGGAAAAUGUACGGAGUAAAAAGUGCAUCAUUUUCUUUAGGGAUGUAGUGAAGUAAAGGUUGUCAAAAAUAUAAAUAGUAAAGUAAAGUACAGAUACCCCCCAAAACUACUUAAGCAGUACUUUAAAGUAGUUUUACUUAAGUACUUUACACUACUGUAUGUUUGUUUGUUUGUAUCGGUCAAUUUCAUAGGAUGUUACAUGAUACAGUAUACUCACAGACAGAAUGGGGUACCCCAGACACAACAUAGGGUCUAUAAAUCUGAAACAUCUGUCUAGAAAGUUUUCUCAUCACCAAAUAUGUGAGUGAGAGGAAGUCCAGUCACGGAUUGUGAGGGAGGUUGGAACUAACUGAAACUGGGCCGACAUUCUGCAAAUGUUCUCAUUGAUGAAACAUCUUUCUGUUCCUAAAACUAGAAUAUGUUAAGAACACAGUGCACUAAGUUUAAUAGACUUGACGUUUUGUCAAAGUUAUUUUAAAAUUGCGUUGUUUUAAAGGAGUGCUGGGUCGAAUUGGGUUUGCACCCACGCACACUUCACAAUGGAGGCAUUCCCUAAUGGAAAUAUGCAAAUACAUGCUACAAUGCACCAGUAGGAUCUCGCUAGCUCGUGCAUGACUUUGUCCACCUCAUUGCUUGUUCUGCCCACUAUGUAUCAUUUGCUCCCACUGUAAACAACACAGAUUAACUAUCUUGGGUUAGUUAUCAAUAUCGUUGGCAUACUGUUGAGUGCUUUCCAUAAAGCAGGGGAUGUGCACCCUCUGCUGGAGAAUAUAGGUGAACUAAUUUUAUGAGAAAGAGGGUAUGUUAAGGGCUGCAUUCCAAAUUCAAAGUAGACAGCCCUCAGCCCUUGAAUUAAGUUUUACAUCUUCACAUCCGAGUGUACCUUAAAUGUCCCUUGCCCAAGUGACGACGAGUGAUGAUCAGAGAAACAACGUCCAUGGUGGAAAUCUUGAAAUUGAGCAUAAAAACAACCAACCUAAAGCUAUUAAUGUACCUAGCAAGCUAACGUAGCUAGCUAGCACUCCUGUCAGCUAGUUGGCUAGCUAGUUUUACAGUGAUUUAUUCUAAUAGUUUUCAGAAUUCCCCAAAAUCCAUUUAUGAAGGUAGCUACGUUUUACAGGGUCCUCACUAGGAGACAAAGCCAAUUUGUGAACACAAAAAUCAAUGUAAUCUAUACAUUUCUUUUGCAAGCUAUCUAAAUUUGACACUUCGCAGUAUGACACGUUUUUAUACAUUUUAUAAAUGUUAUUUCAUUUAUUUUAUUAUAUUAUUUAUUUAACCUUUAUUUAACUAGGCAAGUCAGUUAAGAACAAAUUAUUAUUUACAAUGACGGCCUACCUCCUGCGGGGACGGGGGCCAGGGAUAAAAAAUAAAAAAUAAAUACAAUUUAAAUAUAGGA